Messenger RNA from Salarias fasciatus (jewelled blenny), 3069 nucleotides. Its product is annotated as von Willebrand factor A domain-containing protein 7-like. The record is from RefSeq and is a predicted model, not a curated record. NCBI's taxonomy places the organism in Eukaryota, Metazoa, Chordata, Actinopteri, Blenniiformes, Blenniidae. The transcript is spliced from 16 exons. The coding region runs from base 105 to 2930 and encodes 941 amino acids.
CACACACACACACACACACACACACAGAGCAGGUGCUGCUGCUGACUCUGUGGCUUUGAAGAGCUGAGGACAGUUUCCAGACUCUCUGGCAAGGCCGUGCAGUGAUGCAUUGUGGGUUUGUGGCGUUGUGCGUCCUGCUCCUGCACGCCACGGCUCAGGGCUUUGGGAUUUUGCCGGGAAGUUCUCUGAGUCACCUGGAGAUAACGGAGCAGGCUCUGCUGGAGGCCACGCUGCAGACAUGCCGGGCUCUGGCAGCAGCCGAGGGGACGGACUUCACCCCCCCUUCUCAGUCUCUAACUCCAGAGAACGUAGCCGCGGCCUGCAACGCGCAGCAGUCGUCCAAGACCUUCCGCCAAGCCAUCCUUUUCAUUGUGCUGAUGAACGUACGUGUGGACCUGCGCCACCCGCUCAACGCGAGCUUCCACUUCGACGAAGAGCGGCUGCUUGAAGGGAGGGACAUCAUCACGGCGGGGAUCACGGCGGUGAAAGCCAGCAACGAGCAGUCCAACUUCGAGACCGCCAGGCAGAAGCUGGGAGAAGUCUGUCAUCCUUUACAGGACUUCUACAGUCACAGUAACUGGGUGGAACUGGGAAAGACGAGGCCCAACGCAAACCUGAUCAAACCAGGCGUCAGCAUCGGGAACAUCGCAGAUAUAAACCAAGCGACGUGUCGCAGCUGCGAUGGAGACGACUGCACCAACAACAUACUGGAGGACAUCAUCACACGAGAGAUCCUGACCUCUGGGUACUUUGGCAUCAUACCUUUAGUCUCGGAGAAACCUCCAGGAAAAUGCAGUCAUGGAGGAGGGAUUGACGUCACGAGCAGGCUCGAGCCCAUCGGGGGAAUCAACAAAGACACCUUUGGCUCCGAUCACGGACACCUCCACCUCGAAGCCGCCAACAUGGCCGUGGCGGCAACCAUGGAGCUCCUGGAGGACAUCUGGGCGGCUGCGGGGAACCGGCCCUUCCUCCAGAUGAUGGGGAUCUCCUCGGGCUCCAGCAAAGCUCUCUGCUUUGUCAUCGAUACCACGAGCAGCAUGGCCGAGGACAUCGCGGCGGUGCAGGGCGUGACCACCUCCAUCAUCGACAGCGAAGUGGGCACAGAGAACGAGCCCUCGAUUUACAUUCUGGUACCGUUCAAUGAUCCAGUUGUGGGGCCGUUGAUCAGGACCACAGACCCGACAGUCUUCAAGAGUGUUAUCGACUCCCUUCAAGCCAGCGGCGGGGGAGACGAGCCAGAGCUCAGUCUCUCUGGGCUUCAGCUGGCUCUGAGCAGCGCUCCUUUCAAUUCGGAGAUCUUCCUCUUCACCGACGCUCCUGCCAAAGACAGACAGCUGCAGAGCACGGUGAUCGCUCUCAUCGAGCGGACCCAGACUGUGGUCACCUUCUUCAUAACGGACUCCCCAACAGCUAACCGCCGGAAAAGAAGAGACGGCAGGCCUCGUCGGUUCAGCAGACUGUCUGCCUCGGACACAGAGCUGUACAGAAGCCUGGCUCAGGCUUCGGGGGGUCAGGCCAUCGAACUCUCCAAGACUGAGCUUCCCACGGCGGCCAGCAUCAUAACCGAGUCCGCCAGCUCCUCUCUGGUGACUCUUCUCCAGGCCUCCAGGAGCCCCGGACGGACGGACACGUUCAGCUUUCUAGUUGAUGAGACGGUCACCAACGUCAGAGUUUACAUCACCGGGAGCUCGCUCACCUUCAAUCUCACCGGUCCCACAGGUGAAACUCAGCAGAGCAGCGAGACAGCGGGGCCGCUGAUCGAUUCGACUCAGUCCGCCGGAAACUUCAGGAGUCUGCAGCUCAACACGGAACAAGGCCUAUGGCAGAUCCGGAUGGUCUCAAACGAGCCCUACACAUUGAGGGUCAUCGGUCAGAGUCCCAUUGACUUCCUGUUUGACUUUGUGGAGGUGUCACAGGGUGUGUUUACAGGGUUCGAUCCUCUCGAAACGCGUCCCCGAGCCGGCGUAAACGGCAGCUUGCUGGUCACGGUGACGGGGAGCUCCUCCGCCAGGGUCACGGAGGUCACGCUGGUGGAGUCGUCGGGCUCUGGGGAGAUUCCGGGGGUCGUGACGCCACAGGAGGGCGGAAACUUCUUGGUCCAGGUGGAGGAGAUCCCGUCGGAGGUGUUCGUGGUCCGGGUGAAGGGAGAAGAUGACAGUUUUCCCUCCAGCACCUCCACUGUGACCUUCCAGAGACAAUCGCCCACCAACUUCAGAUCCUCCAAUGUGACCAUCACUGCUGAUUCCAACGGCAUCCUGGAUCCAGCCACAGAGUUCGCCGUGCCUUUCUCCGUGUCGAUCAAUGGCACCGGUGGAAACUUUACCAUCCGAGCCACCAACAGCAGAAGCUACACCUCGACCUUUCCAACCAGUCUGUCCCUGGAAACCGGAAGCGCUAAUGGCACCGUGACGCUGUCGGCGCCUCUGAACACGACGUCCGGCACCGACGUCACUCUGACCAUCGAAGCCGAGGCUCCAGGAGGGGAAGACAGCAACUACAUCGUGCUGCGGAUUUCUGUCGUCAACUCGGUGACGGACUUCACCGCGCCCGUGUGCCAGCUGGUCCAGCUGCAGGGCAACUGCUCGGAGAACUGCAGCCUGUCGGCGUUCGAGGUCACCCUGCGGGUGACCGACGGAGACAACGGCACCGGGGUGGAGCGCGUCAGCCUGCUGCGGGGCAACGGCACCCUGAGCACCAGCCCCGAGGCCGGGAACCAGAACGCCACGCUGGCGACCUACAACUCCACCUGCUGCGCCCCGGAGGUGGAGCUGCAGUUCGUGGACCGGGUGGGGAACAGCGGGACCUGCACCUUCAGCUUCCAGGACGGGCUGCAGGGAGCUCAGUCUCACUCCGCCAAGGUCACGCCCUCACUGCUCCUCUGCCUCGUGACCCUGCUGCUGUCCGCACUGACAGACGGCGGCGUCCGAUGACCCCAGAUCCACAAGACGCUGGAAGCCGGAGGUCCAGCAGCGCACUGCCGUCAUGGAGAUACGCUAAAGAAUGAAGUCCUUUCACAAGUCAGAUUUUUAACAUUGUUUGUGAUAUGAAUACAUUUAAAUUCUUAUUGAC